GACGGACUCGGCAGCCCAGCAAGUCGCUCCUACCGGAGCGGGCCGCCUCCAUGGCUUCCAAGAAGGUCGGCCCGGACCGCGUAAGGUCCUAGGGGCUGGGAUUCCGGGAAGCAGGGAGCAUGGUGGGGGUCUUAGCCAUGGCGGCUGCAGCUGCACCCCCUCCCGUGAAGGAUUACGAGAUCGAGCCAUGCAAAAAGCGAAGGAAAGAUGGUGACAGAUCUUCAUGUAAAACAAUUACAAAGUAUUUAUCACCAGUCGGGAAGACUGGAGGCAGAGUUUUUGCUUCACCGAAACCCAGUAAUAUUCUGGAUUAUUUUAGAAAGACUUCACCCACAAAGGAGAAGACAAAAUCAACGAGAGAGUGCAAGAUAAAGUCAUCUGCAUCAUUGCCCAUUGACAGUAGCAAAGACUAUAAGGCACCUUUGGAAAUGUUCUCAAAUAAAGAGUUUAAGAAGAAAGGAAAGAAGGUUAAUUUAUCUCAUCAACUAAAUAAUAUUAAAACUGAAAAUGAAUCUCCAAUUGAAAUUAAUAGUGAUGAUAGCAAAGAAGAUUCUAGUUUAAAUAACAAUUUUGUGGAAAGUAGUACUUCUGUUUCACUUUACAAGAAACAUGUAGAGGUACUUGCAGAAAGCAUCCAGGAUAUAAAAAAUCAGUCAAGUACUAUGACCUCCAAGAAAAAUUCUAAAAAUGUAAAUCCUCAACAAGGGACCACGAAAAAUGAUUGCAAAAAGUUGAGAAAAAGGAAGCGCAGAGAUGUGAUAGAUCUAUCUGAAAGUUUACCCUUGGCGGAGGAAGUAAAUCUGCUUAAAAAAGAUGGUGAAGAUAGUAAACAGAUCAUGCCUUUCCUGACUAAUGAAAUUGAGACUACUACAAAUAAUGUAAACUCUAGAGAUAAUGUAACUAAAAUAGCCCAGUUAAAUGAUAAUACAAUAACUGUGUCAUAUGAGGAAUUUUUAAAAAGUCACAGGGAAAAUAAAGUGGAACAGAUACCGGACUCAACAAUGUCAAUUUGUGUACCUUCUGAAACUGUUGAAGAAAUAGUCAAAGGUGGUUAUAUAAGUGAUACAGAAAACUGUGAAAUUUCCCAGCAUCUACACUUUAAGACAGUUACUGUUCUUGCACAAGUUCACCCUAUUCCCCCCAAAAAGAUGGGGAAAAUACCUCAAAUUUUCUUGAAACAAAAGCAACUUGAAAUGGAAAAUAGUCUAUCUGAUCCUGAGAAUGAACAGACAAUUCAGAAAAGAAAAUCUAAUGUUGUUAUACAGGAGGAAGAAUUAGAAUUGGCAGUGUUGGAAGCCGGAAGUUCUGAAGUGGCAAAACCAAAAUGUACUCUAGAAGAAAGACAGCAAUUUAUGAAAGCAUUUAGGCAGCCAGCAUCAGAUGCACUUAAAAAUGGAGUUAAAAAGUCUUCUGAUAAGCAGAAAGACCUUAAUGAAAAAUCUCUAAAUGAGGAAGGAAGAGAUAAUAAUUCUAAAAAAAUCAUGGAAAAUCCUGGUAUUCAAAUAGUUUCAAAUAAUGACAAUUCACAAUCACAUACUGAUAAAGGAAGUUUUCCUAAGGCGAAAAGUAAAAAACUAAAGAAAAAGGGUAAGAAAACAUUAGAUACCGGGGCUAUUCCAAGUGAAAACCUAGAGGGAAAUACUCAAAAGAAAGAAACAACCUUAUCCUUAAAAGGUAAACAAAAUCAAAAUAGGAUAAGAAUGAGUUUAAGACAAAAGAAAACAGAAGUUUUCAAAAGCAGCACUUUAUUUAACAGUGAAAGUAUUGUUUGUGUAGCAAGUGAUGACCCUUUAAAGAUUUCCCGUUUGUGUAACAAUAAAUCAUCAAGAAAAACCAGCACACCAGUUAAAGAUGAUAAGGUUAUGUGUUCUAAAGCUGAACCUGAAGACAGCUUGGUAAUUGUUUCCACGCCCAAGUCAGCCAGAAGGUCUGUAAGAAGUAGAAGCAUGCCUACUCCAGUAACCAUUAGAGAUAUUGAUUCCAAAGAUGCACAAGAUAAUAGUCCAGUAAAGGCUUCCACUCCAAAAGCAGCCAGCUUAUCAGAAAAGCAUAGCUUAUAUACAGCGGAAUUAAUAACAGUACCUUCUGAUUCAGAGAGCCCUAUUAGAAUGAAAUUCACCAGAAUUAGUACUCCCAAAAAGUCUAAGAAAAAAUCUAAGAAAAGAUCUGAGGAAUCUGAAGCAACUGAUGGAGAUUUUACUUCUCCAACUAGAAAGGCAAGCAAUGCUUCAAAAAAUAUAUCAAAAGCAAAACAAUUGAUUGAAAAAGCAAAAGCUUUGCACAUCAGUAGAUCAAAGGCCACUGAAGAAAUAGCGAUACCCUUAAGGCGUUCCUCUAGACAUCAGACACUUCCUGAAAAGAAGAAAUUGUCAGAAAUAGAAGACUCGGUAAUAAUAAUAGAUUCAAGUCCUCCUUCUUCAAAGCAGCCAGAGAAAAAUCAGAAGAAACUUCAGUGUUUGAAUGAUGUGCUUGGAAAAAAACUUAGCAAGUCUACUAAAAAUGUACCAGGAAACAUGAAAGUUGCUCCUUUAUUUCUUCCCAGAAAACCACAAAAACCAGUCGAUCCUAUUGUUGGUUUUGAUGAAAGAAGUCAAGAUACAUCUGAAAAAUCUCAGGAUUGCAACAUACAAUUUAAAGCAAAACGUGACUUCCUAAUGAGUGGUUUACCAGAUUUGUUGAAACGACAAAUUGCAAAGAAAGCUGCUGCAUUGGAUGUAUACAGUGCAGUGAGUGCCAGUUUCCAGAGAGUUGUUCAUGUACAACAAAAGGAUGAUGGGUGCCAUUUGUGGCAUUUGAAACCACCUUCUUGUCCUCUCUUAACUACAUUUAAAGAACUCAGUACUAAAGUAAUAGAUCUUUCAAAAUGUGUUAUUGCUCUUGGUGAAUUUUCAACGUUGAAUUCAAAUUCAAAAAGCAGUAAUUCUGCAGUUGUGCCCCAAGGAGCAUUUUAUUCUUUAUUGCAGUUUAUGAGGACACGGAAAGAUUUUACUGAAGAAGUAAGAAAUGUUUUGCUGGAGGAAAUUAGGUUGUCAAAUCCUGAAUUUUCUUUGAGAAAAUAUUUUCCCUUGCUUCUAAAAAAACGAAUUGAGCACCAGGUACUUUCUGAGUGCCAUGGUAAACAAGAAAGUCCACAGCAAGAGCCUGAUGUCAAUCAAAAAGAAACCAAAAGGAAACGAGUAGAAACAGGAAAUCAUAAGUCAAAAAGAAAGAAACCAAAUGAAAAUUCAGGAAGUCCAGAAAAGAUAAAUGGGAAGCCAGAAGAACUUGACAAAAGAAACAAGUCUUCUAGUAUCAAGAUAGAUUCUUCCAAAGAUUCUAGAACUGAAGACAUGCUCUGGACAGAGAAGUAUCAACCUCAGACUUCCAGUGAACUCAUAGGCAACGAGUUAGCUAUAAAAAAGUUACAUAGCUGGUUGAAAGACUGGAAAAGAAGAGCUGAAUUGGAAGAAAGACAAAAUUCGAAGGGAAAAAGAGAUGAGAAACAGGAAGAUUUGUCGGCUAGCAUAGACUUUAAAGGCAGUUCAGAUGAUGAAGAAGAGAGUCGCCUUUGCAAUACUGUUCUUAUAACAGGGCCAACAGGAGUGGGAAAAACUGCUGCAGUGUAUGCUUGUGCUCAGGAGCUUGGAUUUAAGAUAUUUGAAGUGAAUGCCUCUUCCCAGCGCAGUGGUAGACAAAUUCUAUCUCAGCUGAAGGAAGCUACUCAGUCCCAUCAAGUAGACAAGCAAGGUGUAAACUCACAAAAACCUUGUUUUUUUAAUAGCUACAACAUAGGCAAGUCACCAAAAAAAUUAAGCUCCCCUAAGAAAGUUAUUACAUCACCAAGAAAACUUCCACCAUCACCCAAAAGUAGUGGACCAAAGCGUGUACUUCCACCUAAAACGCUAGCAAAUUAUUUUAAAGUAUCUUCCAAACCAAAAAAUAAUGGAGAAAUAGAAGCACUUCUAGAAAAUAAUAAAGGAGUCAAAAAGUUUUUUGAACAGAAACAAAUUACUGAGAUUAAAUCUACAAGUGCAACUAAUUUAAAUGUCAAAGAAUUUGGAUCUGAGGAACCCAGCAAGAAAAAUGCAACAUCUCUUAUUCUUUUUGAGGAGGUUGAUGUAAUUUUUGAUGAAGACGCUGGGUUUUUGAAUGCAAUCAAAACAUUCAUGGCAACAACUAAACGACCUGUAAUCCUUACUACAAGUGAUCCAACAUUUAGUUUAACAUUUGAUGGUUGCUUUGAAGAAAUCAAUUUCAGUACUCCUUCCCUGCUAAAUGUUGCCAGCUACCUACAAAUGAUCUGCCUAACUGAGAAUUUUAGAACUGAUGUGAAAGACUUUGUAACCUUGGUAACUGCAAAUACUUGUGAUAUCAGAAAAAGUAUCCUUUACUUACAAUUCUGGAUUAGAAGUGGAGGUGGAUUUUUAGAAGAAAGGCCAUUAACCCUUUGUCGAGGAAAUAGCAGAAAUGUACUAGUUUCCUCUGAAGAUGGCCCUGAUUCCAAAAAUAACCCUAAAAAUACUAAAAAGAAUCGUGCAGAUGUUCCCAAAUGUGACAGUGGCUGUGUUGAGACCUUGUUUGGCCUUAAGAACAUUUUUUCCCCUUCUGAAGACUUAUUUUCAUUUUUAAAGCACAAAAUUACAACAAAGGAAGAAUGGCAUAAACUCAUCCAGCUUCUUACAGAAUUCCAAAUGCAGCAUGUAGAUUUUUUGUAUAGUAAUCUUGAGCUCAUUCUACCAUUACCAGUUGAUACUAUUCCAGAAACAAAAAACCUCUGUGGCUCAUCAGUAACUGUGGAUGCCAGUGCAGCAACAAAACGUAUGAAAUGUCUUGCUAGGAAACAUUCUGGAGAGCAGCCAUUGAAAAAGUCAAAAAAGAAGAAAAAAAAGAAAAAGAUGGUAGUAUUAGAUGAUAGUGACUUAUUUGACACUGAAUUGGGCUUUCCUGAUGAAUUUGUUAGCCUAUCCACUGUGCCUUCUUCCUCAAAUUCAGAAGAAAGCAAAGCCAGAGACAAAGAACGCAAUCCAGAGACAAAGAAACUAAACAAAUGUUUAGAGUCUAACAUUGAAUCUAUUUCUCAUCCUCCUAAAACACCAGCAGAAAGAAAACAUUCUGCCCUUGUUGCUCAUUGUUUAAAUUCUCUCACUGAGUUCAUGGAUAACAUGUCCUUCUUAGAUGCCCUUUUAACUGGUGCAAAGGGACAAAAGGAAUUUGGUAAAAAUGACUUUAGUUGGACAAAUGGAAAGGUUAAAAGUGGACUUUGUGAUGAGUUUAGUCUUGAGAGUAAUGAUGGAUGGACUUCUCAAAGCUCUGGAGAAUUAAAGGCAGCUGCAGAAGCUCUCAGCUUUACUAAAUGUUCUUCCACCAUUUCAAAAGCAUUGGAAACCUUGAGUUCUUGCAAGAAAUUAGGAAGAGAUCCGACCAACAAUCUUACUUUUUAUGUUUCACAAAAGUGCAAUAAUGUAUACUUUAAUCAGACAGCAGCUAAUUUAGAUAAUGCUUGGAAGAGGAUAGCAGUAAUUAAAAGUGUAUUUUCUAGUCGAUCUCUUCUGAACCUGGGUAAUAGACAAGCUAGUAUUAUUGAAUACUUGCCAACUCUUCGAAACAUUUGUAGAUCUGAGAAACUAAAAGAACAAGGAAAAAGUAAAAGAAGGUUCCUGCACUAUUUUGAAGGAAUUCACCUUGACAUCCCGAAAGAGACUGUGAAUACUUUGGCAGCUGACUUCCCUUAAUAUUCUGCAAUGAUGCCUUGUACAGAUUAUUGUCCUUAGAAUGCAUUUUUAUAUUAUGUUGAUUUUCAUGGAAAAGUUUAUUUCUCUUAAUGUACAUUUAAAACAGACAAUUUGUAUAUUUUUUAUUGGUGUGCAAAUAUUUAAGACAAAAAAUUUUGAGUUACAAAUUGUAUAUAUGAUUGUGGUAGUAUUUUUUUUUUUCUGAAUUUUUUGUAUUAUCUAACUUAGCUUUCUUAGAAUUUUUGUAUGUGAGUGAGCUGUUUCUGGAAGGAAGAGCUCACUAAGAUAUUUCUAAAGAUGUUUCAAUGCUAAAUUAAUGUAUAAUUUUUCCCGUUCAUGUUACCCUUAAUCCACCCAUCAAGUAUGAAUCACCUAAUGGUAAUCUUUUAAAAAAAAGCUUACAUAAUACAAAAUAUAAAAUACAUAAGUAAUACAUAAGAAAACUUCCUAGGAAGAAAAUUAUGCAUCAUUUUUCAAAAAGUAAGAUCUUCCUGAUAAAUUUAUUCCUAGUAUACUCCAACAGGAUAUUUUACCAUUGAAUCAUUGAAUGUUGACAAAGUAAAAUCAAGAUUAUGAAUUAUACUUUUCAUAAAUCUUUUUUAGCACCCAUGUGGUAUCUUUUAUAUUUUGCCAACUCAAAUCAUUUACCUUGUAUGUGUUUCUUAUAUUUUUGUAUCACUGAUGUUUUACUUCAUAAAAAUGUUAAUAACAUUAAUGUCUAUUUUGGACAAACUGCUAUUCAUUAAAACUAACAAAAGAGGAUUCUGCUGUAGGAUUUCUACAUAAUAGCCAUUUCCACUUAAGGUUAUGUUUUUGGAAAAAAGUAUUGUUAAUAACAAGAUUUCAAAAUGUCACAUUUCACUUAAAAUCAUUUUGCAAUCAGAUAAUCAGGUGUUUUAAAGUAGCUCCCUAUUUCCAGUGUUUGUAUUUUAUGUUGGUUUAAUAUUCAUACAUUAUAUGGUGAAUUAUUUUUAACUCAAAAGGAUCCUAAUAUUGUACAGUUUUGAAAAGUACAGAUGCAUACCUGUUUACAAAUGUGUAUGAAAAUAUAUGUUUUUACCUCUUA
Lemur catta (Ring-tailed lemur) is the source of this 6777-nucleotide messenger RNA. It is a transcript of the gene ATAD5, whose product is annotated as ATPase family AAA domain containing 5. Lineage: Eukaryota; Metazoa; Chordata; Mammalia; Primates; Lemuridae. The transcript has 23 exons. The coding region runs from base 120 to 5711 and encodes 1863 amino acids. The record is from RefSeq and is a predicted model, not a curated record. Gene Ontology annotation, cellular component: nucleus. Gene Ontology annotation, molecular function: ATP hydrolysis activity; ATP binding; DNA binding.